AUGUUCGGCGCAUUCAAACCCACCUCGGCUCUAUCAGGAGGCCUGCUCUGGUAUGCACAGCUUCUCUUGCGCCAGCGCCGUCGCCUGCGUCGUGUCGACAACAUCGUUUCCGUCCUCGACAGUGCUCUUCAAAGACAGGUCCAGUCACAACCCGCCACCACUGCCACAAAGGGAAUCGGCGCCACCCAGGCCACCACCGAGGAGCUCGCUCAAACCGCCCAGGGCCAGCGCUUGAUGAAUGCAGAGACCAACACUCCUCUCAACGACCGUAGACAUGGCAGGGGCCCGAGGCAGGGCGAAAUCCUCAGUGGUAGCCUGCCUAUGGGCACCGUUACCAUGACUGCAGACCAGGCUAGGAAGAUGGGUACCAUCAAGCUGAUCGAGCGAUGGAAGGCCGACAUGCCCACCGAAGCCGAGAUGCUGCCAAGAGACAAAUACACAAUGUUCGACCGCAAGGAGAAGAAGUACAGAAAGGGUAUCCACAAGCUGCCCAAGUGGACCAGAGUCUCUCAGCGCGUGAACCCUCCUGGUUUCUAA
Molecule: messenger RNA, 537 nt
Organism: Aureobasidium uvarum
Lineage: Eukaryota; Fungi; Ascomycota; Dothideomycetes; Dothideales; Saccotheciaceae
Source: the annotation of a GenBank genome assembly